Messenger RNA from Chiloscyllium plagiosum (whitespotted bambooshark), 4078 nucleotides. RefSeq names its product ALG13 UDP-N-acetylglucosaminyltransferase subunit (gene alg13). The record is from RefSeq and is a predicted model, not a curated record. Gene Ontology annotation, molecular function: K63-linked deubiquitinase activity; cysteine-type deubiquitinase activity. NCBI's taxonomy places the organism in Eukaryota, Metazoa, Chordata, Chondrichthyes, Orectolobiformes, Hemiscylliidae. Gene Ontology annotation, biological process: protein deubiquitination.
ACCACCUUCCACCAACCCCCGGACAUUGUAUUGGUCGGCCAGCCGCUAUGGCGAUUGGGAGGUUCGUGACGCUGUCCCGAAGUUGUUGAGAGGGAACAGCGGGCGGCGACGGAAAAAUGGACUCCGUGUUUGUGACGGUCGGGACGACAAGCUUCGAUGAGCUGAUCCGAGAAGUAUCUUCGGAAAAGGUGACACAAAUUCUACAAGAUUUGGGCUACAGGAAACUGAUUCUUCAGAUUGGCCGUGGCAGUGUUGAACCAAAGCCUAUUGUUGGAACAAAUUUCACUCUUGAAGUUUAUAGGUUCAAGGACUCGAUAGCAGAUGACAUUAAAAAUGCCACACUUGUUAUCAGUCAUGCUGGUGCCGGAACUUGUCUGGAGACCCUUGAAGCAGGAAAGUCACUUGUAGUUGUCAUUAAUGAAGAGUUGAUGAACAACCACCAGUUGGAACUAGCCAAACAGCUGCAUAGUGAUGGGCAUCUCCUCUACUGCACUUGCAGCACACUUUCUGAAACAUUACAGAAAUUGGACUCAACAUCCCUGAAACCAUUUCCUCCAGGACACCCAGAAAGAUUUUCAGCAUUUUUGGAUAAAGUCCUAGGAUUCGAACUUAAAUUCUAUCUAGCCUUUUUUAAAAAAUAUAUAUAUAUUUUAAGAAAAAAAACACAUGUUACCUUAUGGCGGGGUGGAGAAAUGCAGAAGGGGGAUAGAAAGUAUUUCGGCCAGAAAUCUCUGAAUGAAGUGACCAUGGAUGAGUAUCUGAGUAGUCAGGGGUUGUAUCGAAAACUCACCGCCAAGGAUGGCUCCUGUCUCUUCAGGACUGUUUCCGAGCAGCUGUUUUUGACUCAAAUGUAUCACUUGGAGAUCCGAAAAACUUGCGUUAUAUACAUGAGGGUGAAUCGAAGUAAAUUCGAGGCAUUUAUAGAUGGCCCUUUAGACAAACACUUGGAACGUUUGAGUGAUCCAAAGGAAUGGGCUGGUAUGUUGGAAAUGAAUGCUUUAUCACUGAUGUACAAUUGUGACUUUCUCAUUUACCGGUAUCCUGGAAAACUACCCAUCCAAGCUACAAAUAAUGGAUUUGAGAAGACGAUCUCACUUUGUUGUUCCAACAAUGGUCAUUAUGAUAGUGUGUUUACGAAACAGUUUCAAGGGCAUGCAGCCAUUUGUCAAGCAAUUGUAUAUGAAGUGCUGUACAGAGAUGUCUUUGGAGUGGAUGAAGAAGAAUUACGAGCAGCAGUGGAGUUGUUCCGCAGUCAUGGCAAGAAAACCAGAAAGAGCAGUAACUGCCAAAGCAAUGGUGAUACUGCACAACUUUUUCAGGAAGAUAUUCAGAGGAAUGGUGCAGAAAAUAGUGAUCACGAGGGCUCUCCAGAGGAGAAAAUGGCAAGACCCAGUGCAGAAGAAACAAAGAAUGUUGAUGGCCCAUCAAAGAUGCCAUUUCCCUUUAAGGUAUUGAAGGCAUUGGAUUCAGAAAUUUAUCGCAAUGUGGAAUUUGAUGUCUGGCUCGAUAGCAGAAAAGAGCAGCAAAAGGUGGACUACAUGGUGGUUUCUGGAAGGCAAUAUUGUUUAGGUGACAAAUGUCAGGUGAAACUUGAGCAAGGAGACAAAUACUACAAUGCCCAUAUACAAGAAGCAGGCCAAGAUGGCAACUCGGUGACUGUCUUCAUAGAAGAACUAGCUGAAAAGCACACUGUUCCUUUGGCAAACCUGAAGCCUGUGACCCAAGUGACACCGGUUCCUGCCUGGAAUAUUGUUUCAAACAGAAAAGGUGGAAACUAUCAGAAGAUACCUAGUGGAUAUGUUUCUGAGUUAGACCUUGAUCCAAAGUCACGCAGGCGAUUUAUGAAGAAGAUUCGUGGAAAACAGGUUUUUAUGGCAUUUGCUUAUGGAAGGGGUCAACCUGUGCUUCCUCCACGUCUGCAAAACAAUCUUCCUUCUGGAAGAUCUUCUCUUCCUCCGACUCAAAGUGGCAACUUUGCUCCUUAUGAUCAAUACAGGGUCCCUCCUCCACCUCAAAGAACUGGCAGGAACAACUAUGCUUCGUCUAGGAAUCCAGCUACUCGAUUUGUGGGUCAACAUGGCUUUGUUGAUCCUGACUACAUCUAUGGCUUUUCUGGCUCAGGAAAGGGAUGUUUUCAACAUUAUGACAAUUUCGCCUAUAGAUCUCGCUCUUAUAGCAGAAGUCGCAAACCUGUUCAGUAUGUUAACAAGGAUUGCCAGUUUGGCUAUAUAACAGAGAGUGAGGAGGAACCAAGAGCUACUGAAGAAACUGUCACUUUCUAUGAAUUUGAAGAAGGAAAUGAGCCAACCUUUCCUGUUGUGCAUAAUCAAUCUUCUCCUCCAACUUUACAAGCUCCAUCUGGGUACUGGGUAACUAGAAGGGGAAGCCCAGUCUCUGUUGCUAAGCAAGUCAAUUCCUCAGAAGAUACUGAUGAGCCAAGUGAUGGUGGAGACUAUCAUGAAGACUUUAUUUAUGCAGCAUCAGAUUCAGGAUAUUCCGAUCCAAUGGUGUAUAGUACAACAGAAUCGACAGCUAAUCUUUCUAUUCAGGAAGGAUGUUCUGCUGUGGAGUCACCCCAGGAGGGCCAGGUUGCUGCACACUUCAGUUAUUCGCAGCAGAUGGUAAAUUCAUCAGUGGCACCCACAUCCAGCUGUUCAGCCCCUGUUGCAGGUUUUUCCUCUAGCUCGACAGAAGCAAGCCAAACGUCAGUCACUUAUACAACGGUGCCAUCGCAGACAGUUGUAUCACCUGUUCUUGUACCUGCUCAUCCUGUUGGACGUCCAGGCCCUCCCCCUCCUGUCAGUGAAAUGGGUGAAACAGUCAGUUCUCCCACGCCGCCGCCACCGUAUUCCUGUGAUCCCAAUGGCAAUGAUCUUCCUCGAGAUAGAAAGGUGGUCCAGUAUUACUUCAACCUUGGUUUGCAGUGUUGCCACCAAAACUAUUGGCACUCAGUCUAUAUGCCACAGCAACAGCCAGUGGACAUUUACCCAGUGUUCCCUGCCACUUCCCAGUUUAUUGAACAGUCAACCAUGCCACAACUGUAUGGUGAUAAUGGGAGAAGUGAUGACCUUCAGAGUUCCUCUGACACUAUGUCUAAUGGAUCUUAUCCUACUGUGGAGCCUCAAACUGUUCCUCAUUCAACAAUGUACUAUCCAGUGCUGACUGAUCAGUACAUUCCAGCACCUGCUUAUGAUCCCUGUAUCCCUGCAGCAUCCGCACUUCAUUAUGUUGGUGCCUGGUACCCAACAAAUCAGAUGUGUAAUAGUUCACCAAGGCUGCAGAGCCCAGCACCUCCAGCUCCAUUAAAUUAUGUUGGACCUGCCAAUCUGCCUACACAUUAUGUAUCUCACUAAGUAUGAGAAAAAAAUUGGAUUUAACAUGCCUAAUUAGAGGUAGAUUGUUUACCUCCUUGCCCACUAUCCCCUUACCAACCCCAACCACUAUCGAGCAUCAGAUUCUUUAAUUGAUUUAACUCCGAUUCAAAAAAAUCAUCCACUUUUUCCUCUGCAAUUGCCUGAAAUACUUGUAUAUGUGGUCUUUUAUUUAAAUAGCUGUUCACAUCUCGAUACUGAGACUUUCUCACUUUGUAGUAAAGCUCCUAAUUGGGUUUGUAGACCAAAAUAAGGCAAAUGUUGCUUGUCAGUAGAUGUGCUUUAUGCAAGUUCUUUCCAUUGUGCAAUAUCAACAGAGCUUCAACUUCACCUUGAGUGAAGUGUCUUCUGAAAUCAGUUGAAGGGCUACCCUUCAAAGGAAAAAAGUUAUUCCAACAUUAUAAUGUAAUGUUUUUCACGUGUUGCUUGUUUCAGUUGGUUGAUUCCAGCAUACAAACCGUACCGCUUCUACCUCAUGUUUAAAAUCUUUGAUAUUUUUGAAAUCUUUAGUUUGUGAAAGCUUGUGUAUUUUUGAUCAGUUUAACAUGUUAACUUUCGUUUGCCAGUUUUGUGCCAGAAAAUGUUUGGCAUUGACUUUUUUGUUUUAGACUGUUGAUUGCUCAGCUCUGGAGUACAGUUCCAAAGGAAAUGCUAUGUGGUUGUGGGUUCAUCUUUCAUUUCAUGUUAAUAAAAUCUGAGCACUGCAA